Molecule: messenger RNA, 522 nt
Organism: Dentiscutata heterogama
Lineage: Eukaryota; Fungi; Glomeromycota; Glomeromycetes; Diversisporales; Gigasporaceae
Source: the annotation of a GenBank genome assembly
AUGUAUGUCGUCAAACAACAACUUACCACAGAAUUUAAUGCAUAUAUAAAAAGAUUAACUGCUGAUCUUACAACACAGGAUGCUACAUUUGUUGUCGAGGGACAAAAAAUUCUGACAAUGGUAAAUACUGUAAUUGAAAUGGUUAAUGAAAUCACCACCAAUUAUGAAUCCCUUCAUGACCAGUUGGACCAAAUAACUGAGACGGGUUCUGUGGCACCAUUAAUAUCUGAACAAUUUGCUGGCCCAUCCGUAUCUACAUCCAAAUUUUCUCAAAGAUCUUCUGGUUCUUCUCUGGGUUCUUCUAGUGGCUCAAGUCAAUUAUCUUUUUCCGAUAUUACCUCAACAACAAGAAACCACUUUAAAAUUCUUUUUGAUAAGAUUAUGAUAGACAAUAAUUAUUCUUUAGACGAUAUGUGUAAUAUGGUGUCUGUUGAGAUUAGUAGUCUUGGGAUAAAAAAGAUUAGUAAGGAAACUAUAAAAAAUUUUUAUUAUAAUAAUGGUGAUUUUAGAGCUGAUAACUGA